GGCGGGGCGCAGGCAGAGGGGGACUAUGGGGCUCUGAGGGAGGUGCACCCCGCCGCACCGAGCUGCUCACCCACCGUCCCCGGUCGGAGCGGGAGGCGCCGCGGCGUGCGCAGCCGGCUGGGCUUGCGGCUCGGGGCCGCGACAGGCCCAGCUGCUGUCCCGAGAGGCGGAGAAGGCGUAGGGGGAAAAAAGAAAAUAGAAGUUAUCAAGAUGAGUAAAAAGCCUCCAAGUCGUCCAGGGAUCACGUUCGAGAUUGGUGCUCGUUUGGAAGCACUGGACUACUUACAGAAAUGGUAUCCAUCUCGCAUUGAGAAAAUAGACUAUGAAGAGGGGAAGAUGUUGGUCCAUUUUGAACGUUGGAGUCAUCGCUAUGAUGAGUGGAUUUAUUGGGACAGCAAUAGAUUACGACCCCUGGAAAGACCAGCACUAAGGAAAGAAGGGCUAAAAGAUGAUGAUGAAUUUAUUGAUUUUAAACCUGGAGAAGAGGUGCUAGCUCGUUGGACAGACUGUCGAUAUUAUCCUGCUAAGAUUGAAGCAAUUAACAAGGAGGGAACCUUCACAGUACAGUUCUAUGAUGGAGUUAUUCGAUGCCUAAAAAGGAUGCAUAUCAAAUCUAUGCCUGAGGAUGCCAAAGGGCAGGCGCGCGAGAGGGAGCAGAUAGCGCCGGAGCUGAGAUUAGUGACGGAAAUCGAACCAAAAGAAGAUUGGAUAGCUUUGGUCAAAGCUGCUGCUGCAGCAGCAGCCAAGAACAAAGCAGGAAGUAAACCUCGGACCAGUGCAAACAGCAAUAAAGAUAAAGAGGAGAGAAAAUGGUUUAAAGUACCUUCAAAGAAGGAAGAAACCUCAACCUCUACAAUCAUACAGGAAGUCCAGAAAAAGGAAGAGGAGCCUACAUCUAGUGAAACGUUCGUAGGAUUCCCAGUAGUGGACAUUCCUAAGAUGGCGUUUGUGCGGGCAGAGAGCACAUUAUCGCACAAGAGGAAAAGUAAUCUAGGCAACUCAUUUCAGGCAAAGAGAGCUCGUCUUAACAAGAUCACUGGUUUGUUGGCAUCCAAAGCUGUUGUUGUGGAUGGUGCUGAAAAAAAGGAAGGCAACAAAGAAACAGCUCCAGUCCUGGAGCAGGAGAUUUCACCUAAACCUCAAAGUCAGAAAAAAAAUGAAGCUGAUAUUAGCAGUUCUACCAACACUCAGAAACCUGCACUGUUAUCCUCAACUUUGUCUUCAGGAAAGGCUCGCAGCAAGAAAUGCAAACAAGAAUCUGGAGAUUCUUCUGGGUGUAUAAAGCCCCCUAAAUCACCACUUUCCCCAGAGUUAAUACAAGUCGAGGAUUUGACGCUGGUCUCUCAGCUUCCUUCUUCUGUGAUAAAUAAAACUAAUCUCUUUUUAGGUCCGUCACAGCCAGUGAAUCCCCCUAGAUCCUACAAAUAUAGCCAGAGGAGAAGAAGAUCACAGCGUUUAGCCACUUGCUCGUUGCCUGAUGAGUCUAUACAAAAAGUUCCUUCUCCCUCUCCAGUCACUGAUGGAAAAGUGUUCUCCAUCAGUGCUCAAAAUCAACAGCCAUCAAUAUCAGAGGUACCUGAUGUUGCUCAUAUGUCACUUGAGAAGCGUGGACCAUGUCUCCCUCUUGACUUAAGCCGUAGUUUGGAAGUUACAGCGCCAUUAUCCACAGAAUCCACUUUCCGUAAUGAGUACCCCAGUAAAGAAAAGGAAGAUACUCAGAUGAUUACAUAUCAUUCUUCCAAAGCAGUAACUGAUGGAAGAGUAGCUACAACAGCGUCAGCACCCUCGUCCCAUGUACAUGCCUUACAUCUGGAAAUGCCUUUAACCAAUAGUCUAAAGUUACCCAAAGGGAAUAGUAAAAAAAAGAGGUCUUCCACGUCAGUCAGCUCUGAAGGGACAGAGAUACAGUUCUCUGUGCCUGUAAAGGAGAAAUGUUUUGAGAAUCUGCAGGAGAAAAUGUUAAAGAAGGUCAUUGAGAAGGACAAGCAUUCAGAAGUUGGUAUAUUGAAAACUGAAAAAAAAGUGAAAUUGGAAGAGAAAAGCUCAUCAUCAUUUGGUAAAAAGAAGGAGAAAGAGAAAGAGAAAAAAGAGAAAAAGGAAAAAGAUCAUAAAUCAAAACAGAAGAAGAAGAAGAAAAAGAAGAAGAAAUCUAAACAGCAUGAUUAUUCGGAUUAUGAAGAUAGUUCUCUUGAGUUUUUGGAAAGGUGUUCCUCUCCACUCACACGUUCUUCUGGGAGCUCUCUGACUCUGCGAAGCAUGUUUACAGAGAAGAACACUUCAUACCAGUAUCCAAGAGCCAUUCUGUCUGUCGACCUGAGUGGAGAAAACCUCUCGGAUGUGGAGUUCUUAGAUGAUUCCUCCACGGAAAGCUUAUUACUGAGUGGUGAUGAAUACAAUCAGGACUUUGAUUCAACCAAUUUUGAAGAAUCUCAGGAUGAAGAGGAUGCUCUCAAUGAAAUUGUUAGAUGCAUCUGUGAAAUGGAUGAGGAAAAUGGCUUCAUGAUUCAGUGUGAAGAAUGCCUGUGCUGGCAACAUAGUGUAUGUAUGGGAUUAUUAGAGGACAGCAUUCCAGAGCAGUACAUCUGUUACAUCUGCAGGGACCCACCAGGUCAGAGAUGGAGUGCCAAAUAUCUUUACGAUAAGGACUGGUUAAACAAUGGGCAUAUGUGUGGAUUAUCAUUUUUAAAAGAAAACUACUCGCACCUUAAUGCCAAAAAGAUAGUGUCAACACACCACUUGCUGGCUGAUGUGUAUGGCGUAACUGAAAUUCUACAUGGACUGCAGCUGAAGAUUGGGAUACUAAAAAAUACACAUCAUCCUGAUCUUCAUCUUUGGGCUUGCUCAGGGGUGCGAAAAGAGCAAGAGCAAGUGACAUUUGGGGUAGAAAAGAAAAUAGUGACUUUGCCAGAUACUGUUAAUCCAUCUGAAAGGACAUGUCACAAUCAAAGCCAUAAAGAACCACCCCCUAGUUUACCGCAGAAGAUGGAAGAAACGUAUGUUACAAGCGAGCACAGUUACCAGAAACCACAGAGUUUUGGUCAGGACUGCAAAUCAGUUACUGACCCCGUGAGCUCAGAUGAUGAAGAUAUGAGUAGUUUUGAGGAAGAUCAGGAAUUUUGUUCAGAUGAUAAAAACUGUUCACAAUAUUCUUUAAAAGAAGAUGGCAUGAGUGAGCAGAAGAACACUGCUGAAGGGAAUGUGGUGUGUGCCUGUAAUGAAAAAAAAGGAUCAGAAGAACAAGUGGAUUCACAUCUUCAAUGGCAGCUAAAUCUCCUGACCCACAUAGAGAAUGUACAGAAUGAAGUCACCAGCAGAAUGGAUCUUAUUGAAAAGGAAGUUGAUGUUUUAGAAAGCUGGCUUGACUUCACUGGAGAGCUGGAACCUCCAGAUCCUCUUGCAAGACUGCCUCAACUCAAGCGACGUAUCAAACAGCUCUUAAUUGACAUGGGGAAAGUACAACAAAUAGCCACGCUGUGCUCUGUAUGACAAAAGGAAGAAUAAAGGAAUAAAAAUAGGCUCUCUACAGUGAAUUUUCUUAUUAGCCACAAGACUGGCAGGAGGACAGCAAAAAGCUGGAUAUUUGUCUGGUUCUGUGCCGAUUACAUUUUUAGCCUGACGCUUUGGAGAAAGGAAAGGAAAUCUAGAUUAAGGAAAUUGACACUGAAAAGCUAAAUACGCUAUGUUCAAGAUGCAAAUUACAAUAUGUCACAUAUUGAGGAACAUUGAAAUGGCAGAAUUUCUCCUUCAGGUCAUACAAGAAGGUUCAAGAAAUCUCUGUAAUGGAAAAUACUAUAAUUUUAUAGUCCGUAGCAGAAAGAGCCAAAGUCAGUGGGAAAAACAUACAUCCAUAAUUUUUUUUUUCUCCCAUUGCUAAUGAAAAUACAGACACAGAGAGAUCCAUAGCCUCUCUACAGUUGGUCCACCCCCAAAGUUUUAGGCAGGUAACUGAUCUUUUGCAGCCCAGGAACUAUUUCUUGUCUAAUUAGUGUUAUUCAGGAAAAUGAAAACAUUUGCCUCACUUUUGAAAGAAACAGUAUGUGGUGGUCUCCUUAUAAAUAUUUUUUUUUAAUGGAAAUCCUCAUUACAGCACCCUUAGGCUCUUUUAAAAACGUAAGUGGCAAACAGUGGUCAGAUGUGCCAAAUAAUACUAAAACCACUGGGAUGACAGUUUGAAGAUAGUGAAAUACCUGAAGAGUUUUUUUUCAAAAGUUCUACCUGGUGCCAGCAAUCCAUCCAAAAUUGUAUCUAGUUUAUAUUUUUUUACGUUCUAUUGCAGUAUUCAGGAUUCAAAGUACAUUUUUGUCAGCUUGGUGUUAGCCCUCUGAAUCUUUACCAACCUCAUCUGGGAUGAGGAAUGACAAGAGCAGAAAAAUUGCUUGUUUGUGGCUGUGAAUUACUAAACCACUAGAUUGAAUAUCGCAAAGAUACAUUAUCUAAGAUGUUUUUAUAAAACUUUUAGCUUCAGUCAUACGUGAGUAAAACAUCAUGAAACCAAAGGCAACCUAGUUGCUCUGUUAGCUCUUGCUGGAUUUUGAGCUCAGGACCUUCUCUUUGCCUGUGCUCAUGUAAGUUGUCACUGCACCCAGUGCUACAUAUGUAUGUGUAGGUAUAAGUGUAUAUACACACACAUUCAUAUGUACGUACUAUAUAGAUAUUUAUAUCUACACAUGUCUAGUUUUAUUACUAUAAACUAUAAGAACUGGUGGUUAACAUGAAAUGUUACCUUUUAACAAGCAGUUUAUAAAAUUGAAAAUAAUGUAUGUACAGGUUUUGGAAUUUGUAAAAUAUGACUGUUAAAAGGAGGCUAUUUAAUUGAUGACAUAAGAUACUUGAACAUUUUAUGCCUCACAACUGUUUAUCAGUUCUAGUUUUCUGUAUAAAUGCAUUUUAGAACCGAUAGACAGUAAACUUGAAUUUACCUUUUGAUAAGAGUACAAGCCACUGUACAUUCAAAAAUUAUUUAAAUUUGCAAACACACUGUUCUAUAUGUAAGGUACUGUAUGUAAAACUGUUUAUUAAAACUAUUCUGCAUACUCUACAUUUUCCACUUUUCUUCCUGUCCUAUACAGAAAUGUAAAAAAGUGAUUAAAAUAAUGUACAGACCAUAAAAAACUCGAAUUUUUUGAAUGCCUGUUGAGGAUUCAGACAGUCGAAAAAUGUGCCAAAGAUGGAUUGUGUACAAAAGAUGUUGAAACUAGUGUUUUGAACUUUCAUCAUAAAACCAUUAUUGAGAGAGAAAGUAGCAUGCCCGGGUGCUUAUUGAAAAAUGCCUCCACUAAAGUCUCUAAUUUUUCUGUCAUGUCUGAAGUAAGUUAAUGCUAUUAAUAUUUUAACUCUAAAGCAAAUGUGUCAACAUCAGUUCUAGAAUGAUACCUAUUUAAAAGGUCUCUUCAACAGCAGUUACCACACCAUUGUAUCAGAGAUAUUACAGCUCUGUCUUAAUUCCAAAACGCAACUCAAUCUUAAUUAUAUAGCAGGGAUUGACACCUCCAUAAUUUAAAGAGGAAAUACAGUAACUGAGGAAUCUGUCAAGAAAUGUUGACUAUUUUUUAUGGCAACCACUAUUAUGUUUAACAAAAUACCCUUAUGUUUUAUACAGUAUAAUUUGAUGCUUAAAUGACUACUUAAGACACAUUUCACAGUAUUAACAGCUGUUGAAAGUGAUCUACUUGCUCUUUGGAUAUGCAAGAUACUGUUGUAUAUUAUUCACUUGCUGCAUAUCCUUAAAUGUGGUACUGUGUGUACUGUACAGAAUAAAUGUAAAUAUUAAUACACAAUUUGAAAUGAAGUAUAUAGUAUUUACAUAAUAUAUACAGUACAUACUGGUGCUAUGUUAUACAAUGUGUGUAUGCAUGUUUGUGAUACCAUAUAACUGUAAAUGUAUUGAACAGAGAGAUGGACUGAGAUUUAAAGUUGUGGGAAGGAGGUUCCAUGCUUUGGGCCCAUCACAGCAAAGUUAUAAUGAGAUGUGAGAAUAUUAUCCCUAAAAGGUGGAUGUUGUAUGAGCGGCGGACCCGGAGGUGGUCUCAGAUGCAGGUGCUAGGAGGUGGUCACUGAUGUAGCCAGGGCCUAUACUUUUAAAUAUAUAUUACAUAUAAAAAACUGUCAAGUAUUGUAUGGUUUCAAAGUUAAGUAAUCAAAAGUUAGGCAAUGUCUGAAUUAAGGUUGCCUAUGCAAUUCAGCCUUCUUCUGCCAUAUGCAUUGUGUUAGUCUUUUAACUUGCAAGGUGUCACUUUUUUUUAACCACACGGAACCCUGCCUCUUUCAAUGCACAGAUAGGUAGUGCCCCUGAAUGAGUAACUUUUCAAUAUUUCUGUUUAUCCUCGUUCAUUUGGUAGCCAAAUGCAUAAUAUUUACCACAUACCAUUUAAACCCUGCACUGUCUACAAAAUUAUUCAUUUCUUCAUGAGCUUUUCUAUGACACACAUCGCUGUCGUGUCAGAAUGCUUCACAAACUUUAAGGUAACUUGGUAUCAUCAACCCCACUUUAAAGAUGUGAAACUGAGUAGUAGAGAGAUUAAGGCUAAAAUUGUCAGGCGCCCAACUUGUGAAACAUUUGGAGCCUGAUUUUUUUCAGAGCAUUUUUAUAGCACUUUAUAUGGUCAGUGCAUGCACUGACUUGAGUUAUGGUUGUAAGUGCUCAGUGGUUUGAGCAUUGGCCUGCUAAACCCAGGGUUGAGUUCAGUCCUUGAGGGGGCCACUUAAGGAUCUGGGGCAAAAAUCAGUACUUGUUCCUGCUAGUGAAGGCAGGGGGCUGGACUCGGUGACCUUUCAGGGUUCCUUCCAGUUCUAUGAGAUAGGUAUAUCUCCAUAUAUUAUUAUUAUAGGCCCCCAGAUGUUUCCUGGUGGGCACCUAGAAACCCAAUUAGUGGCCACCUGUGAAUUUUGGUUGCAGUGACAUAGGAACUCUGCGGCAGAAGCAAGGAUAGGUUCCAGUUCUCAGAACUGUCUUGAUCAUAAGACUAUCCUUUCCCAUCUUGCAGUCCUUUGCCUCAUUCGCCACAUGCCUUCCAGCUUCCUCAACAAAUGAGGCAAGCAUCUUACAAACAACUGCCUCAUUCACUACACAACUGAUUCAUUCCCAACGCACCAUCUGCGCUGUGCACUGAACAAGGCAGAAGUGCUGAGGAAAAAAUAGUAGGUGAUGCCGUAACUAAAGACUGUAUCACAAUGCAUGUGCACAAAGGGGCCAAAUUAAGGUUACACAAGCUUAAUUCUGCCAUUUCCUACCUUUAGGAUGCUUGACUUUGCCGUCUUUUAUAGUGUUCUUUUAAUGUAGUUUUUAACUUAAUUUAAGGUUUUUUAAAACAAACGGGGGGAAAAAAACAAAAAGGAAUUCCAUCAUACAGAGCCAUACCGUGACACACCCAGGGCUACUCAGCAGUGUUGGAGCCUUUAAACUUCUGCCACUUGAGCUGAUAGCGUAACGACUAAUAGUAGUUGGCUGUUAGUCUCUCUGAACCAGCCGCUAAGGAAGAUGAGAGACUUUGCAAAUGGAUUUCACGGGUAUUUGCUAGACAGCAAAUGUUGGGACUCAGGCCUUGGCUACACUGGCGCUGUACAGCGCUGCAACUUGCU
Molecule: messenger RNA, 7578 nt
Organism: Trachemys scripta elegans
Lineage: Eukaryota; Metazoa; Chordata; Testudines; Emydidae
Gene: PHF20L1
Product: PHD finger protein 20 like 1
Exons: 22
Coding region: 211-3486 (1091 amino acids)
Biological process (GO): regulation of transcription by RNA polymerase II
Cellular component (GO): nucleus; NSL complex
Source: RefSeq, a predicted model, not a curated record